AUUCAGAAUUCUUGAAGAAUAAAAAAGUUAAGAGCCUAGAAGAUGUUUGCCUUGCGACAGCUUGCCAGUGUUGGGAGAACACAAUGCCAUUCACAGGCUGCUGCUGUCUCACUUGUCCGAUACAAUACAACAACUGCACAGCAGAGUGCCCCCAAGAAAACAAAGUUUGGCCCCCUGAAAGAUGAGGAUCGGAUCUUCACCAACCUUUAUGGACGCCAUGACUGGAGGCUGAAGGGGGCACUGAACCGUGGUGACUGGUACAAGACCAAGGAGAUUUUGCUGAAAGGAGUUGACUGGAUCCUGAAUGAAAUUAAAAUCUCAGGACUUCGAGGCAGAGGUGGUGCUGGAUUCCCCACAGGCAUGAAGUGGGGUUUCAUGAACAAGCCUUCGGAUGGCAGACCAAAGUACCUGGUUGUCAAUGCUGAUGAGGGGGAGCCUGGGACAUGCAAAGACCGAGAAAUCAUGCGUCACGAUCCCCAUAAGUUGAUUGAAGGCUGUUUGGUGGCAGGUCGUUCUAUGGGUGCCCGAGCAGCGUAUAUCUAUAUCCGUGGAGAGUUUUACAAUGAAGCCUCCAAUUUGCAGGUGGCCAUCAGAGAGGCAUAUGAAGCGGGCUUAAUAGGAAAGAAUGCCUGUGGUUCCGGUUAUGAUUUUGAUGUCUUUGUAGCACGAGGAGCAGGUGCAUACAUAUGUGGUGAAGAGACUGCCCUCAUUGAGUCCAUCGAGGGAAAACAGGGCAAACCCCGCCUAAAGCCACCUUUUCCAGCUGAUGUUGGAGUUUUUGGCUGUCCAACCACAGUAGCUAAUGUGGAGACUGUUGCUGUUUCACCUACCAUCUGCCGACGAGGUGGGGCGUGGUUUGCCAGUUUUGGACGGGAGAGGAAUUCUGGUACAAAGUUGUUCAACAUCUCUGGCCAUGUCAAUAAUCCGUGCACCGUGGAAGAAGAGAUGUCAGUCCCAUUGAAAGAGCUAAUAGAGUGCCAUGCAGGUGGGGUAAUUGGUGGCUGGGAUAACCUGUUGGCUGUGAUCCCAGGAGGCUCUUCAACACCUUUGAUCCCUAAAUCAGUCUGUGAGGAUGUAAUGAUGGAUUUUGAUGCACUUAUUCAAGCACAAACGGGCUUGGGUACAGCAGCCAUUAUAGUCAUGGAUAAGUCUGUAAGUAAUCUUUCCAAGUUCAGAAUAAAUUAG
Messenger RNA from Protopterus annectens (West African lungfish), 1185 nucleotides. RefSeq names its product NADH dehydrogenase [ubiquinone] flavoprotein 1, mitochondrial-like. Gene Ontology annotation, molecular function: NADH dehydrogenase (ubiquinone) activity; 4 iron, 4 sulfur cluster binding; FMN binding. The record is from RefSeq and is a predicted model, not a curated record. The coding region runs from base 43 to 1185 and encodes 380 amino acids. The transcript is spliced from 8 exons. Gene Ontology annotation, biological process: mitochondrial electron transport, NADH to ubiquinone. NCBI's taxonomy places the organism in Eukaryota, Metazoa, Chordata, Ceratodontiformes, Protopteridae.